Messenger RNA from Psilocybe cubensis, 1137 nucleotides. RefSeq lists its product as uncharacterized. The coding region runs from base 1 to 1137 and encodes 378 amino acids. Gene Ontology annotation, biological process: protein import into peroxisome matrix. NCBI's taxonomy places the organism in Eukaryota, Fungi, Basidiomycota, Agaricomycetes, Agaricales, Agrocybaceae. Gene Ontology annotation, cellular component: peroxisomal membrane. The transcript has 5 exons. The record is from RefSeq and is a predicted model, not a curated record. Gene Ontology annotation, molecular function: zinc ion binding.
AUGUCGUCUUUGCCCACCGUGCUUGAGGAAGCAUGGAACCAUGCACAACCAAGGAUAUCUCAGAUUAGGACUUCGUUGACCUCAGCGGACUCAGGUCGCCCACGGAUCAUUCGCGUCGGACAACUUGACGCUGAGCUCCUGGAUCAAGAGCUAGCACAGCUGCUUCAGGAGCCCAUCAACAAGACAUUAUCUCUCAUUAACUUGACGCUUUAUAAACUGUCUGUAUGGAAUACCGGGGCGACAUAUGGCGCCAGACUCCAAGAUCUUCGAUAUGUGGUCCAAAAUAUCUCCUCAAGUCGUUUAGCUCAUGCACCAUCUUCCGACUAUCGCCGCAAGGUGUGGGACGCACUUUGUUCUGUUGAGUCUAUAUACGGUUUACUAGGACUCGCCAACUUUGUCGCCUUUCUCUGGGGUGGAAAAUAUCGCACAUUGGCGGAUAGGAUUUUACGAAUGAACCUUGUACCAUCCAGAAGACUAGUGAAACGCGAUGUCAGCUAUGAGUUUAUGAAUAGACAGAUGGUCUGGCACGCAUUUACUGAAUUCCUUCUUUUCUUGCUACCUCUAAUCAACGCGAGAACCAUCCGUCGACGUGUCUAUCGCCUGACAUCCCUCUUAACACCUCUUUAUUCGAUAUCGCCUUUCCGAAGCAUACUCCAGCUAAAACCAGUCUCCAACGAAAAUUCAAACUCUCCUUUGAAACGUGGCAAACUAUGGUCAAUUCCUCAGGAUCAAUGUGCUAUCUGCUUUGAAAACGCUAGAUUCAAUUUGAACAUUUCGGAGCCCACGAAUAUGUUUACUUCAUUAGCCGCGUCCACUGAUGUCCCGUCAGGCGGGCAAUCCAACUCAGAACCGCCUACCUAUCCCAUAUACAAUCCUUAUCAGACUUCAUGUGGGCAUAUUUAUUGCUAUCAUUGUGUAGCAGAACGAAUGAUACGCACUGCCGAUGAAGCGGAUGACGAGCUUGGCUGGGAGUGUUUAAGGUGUGGAGAAGAGGUGAAAGAAGUUCAUCGAUACGCGGUCGACGUUAUCGAAAGCGAAGUCAGCGAAAGUGAUUAUGAAUUCAGUAGUGAUCUAGAUAUGGGUACAGAUUUAUCGGGCUCCAUGGGAAGCUAUAGCGAAUCUGGAUUUUCGGAAUAA